AUGAGUGAAAAGUUAAUGUGGGACAGGCUGGAGCUUGCUGAUCUGUCUGUGAUUACAGUUUUGGAGGAGAUGUAUGCUAAUUGUAUAGAAUUUUAUGUAAUAGGUGGCUCCAAAGUCAUAGAAAAAGCCAACCAAACCAACAGAGUCUCCGAGUUCAUCCUCAUGGGACUCUCCUCCCGACCUGAAGACCAGAAACCACUCUUUGUCCUCUUCCUCACCAUGUACCUGGUCACAAUAACAGGAAACCUGCUCAUCAUCCUGGCCAUCCGAUCUGAGCCCCAGCUCCAUACCCCUAUGUAUUUUUUUGUGAGUUUCUUGUCUUUCAUUGACAUUUGCUUCAGCACAACCAUUGUCCCCAAGAUGAUAGUCAAUUUCCUGUCAGAGAAGAAGACUAUCUCCUAUGCUGGGUGUCUCACACAGAUGUAUUUCACCUAUGCUUUGGGUACCACUGACAGUUGUCUCCUGGCAGUCAUGGCCUUUGAUCGCUAUGUGGCCAUCUGUGACCCCUUCCACUAUGUCACUGUCAUGAGCCACCACCGUUGUGUCCUCCUGGUGGCUUUCUGCUGUUCAUUUUCUCUCCUCCAUUCACUCCUACACACACUUCUUCUGACUCUUCUCAACUUCUGUGAUACCAAAGUUAUCCACCACUUCCUCUGUCACAUCAACACUUUGCUGAGAAUGUCCUGCUCCUCCACAUUCCUCAAUGAACUUGUCAUCAUGACAGAAGGACCUAUUGCUCUAGUGACCCCAUUUCUGUGCAUUGUUUUCUCUUAUAUACAAAUCCUCAUUGUGGUUCUCAAGAUCCGCUCUGCUGCUGGAUUACGCAAAGCCCUCUCCACCUGUGGCUCCCACCUGACCGUGGUAACAAUCUUUUAUGGAAGCAUCUUCUCUGAUUUAAAGCCAUUAUCAAGCUGCAAUGCUAGUGCUCCUGUAGCAGCUGUUGUUUACACAGUUCUGUCCUCCAUGUUGAACCCUUUUAUCUACAGUCUGAGAAAUGAAGAUAUGAAGAGAGGUCUACAGAAACUGGUAGGCCGCAGGAAAUCCUAG
Molecule: messenger RNA, 1047 nt
Organism: Erinaceus europaeus (western European hedgehog)
Lineage: Eukaryota; Metazoa; Chordata; Mammalia; Eulipotyphla; Erinaceidae
Product: olfactory receptor 1L8-like
Exons: 1
Coding region: 1-1047 (348 amino acids)
Biological process (GO): G protein-coupled receptor signaling pathway
Cellular component (GO): membrane
Molecular function (GO): olfactory receptor activity; G protein-coupled receptor activity
Source: RefSeq, a predicted model, not a curated record